Phyllostomus hastatus (greater spear-nosed bat) is the source of this 5730-nucleotide messenger RNA. It is a transcript of the gene TDRD5, whose product is annotated as tudor domain containing 5. The record is from RefSeq and is a predicted model, not a curated record. The transcript has 18 exons. Gene Ontology annotation, biological process: spermatogenesis; germ cell development. Bases 377 to 3526 code for a protein of 1049 amino acids. NCBI's taxonomy places the organism in Eukaryota, Metazoa, Chordata, Mammalia, Chiroptera, Phyllostomidae.
GGCCCGGUUGAGCGCAGACCCCGGGGGCAGGUGGAAGGCCCACUCCCCACGCCGCCGGGGUGGGGAGAGACGUUGGGGGCGGGGAAGGGGCCGCCUCCCCCGGGUGAAUGGGGACGGGGCGGGCGUAGAGGCCCGAAUUCAGUACGAGGACGCCGGCGGCCGCUCCUCGGCCCGGGCCGGAGGCCGUGUGCUGGGGCGAGCGUCCUUGCUGGGACGGAAGGCCGCGUUGGGUUCGCUUCCUUCCCAGCCCUGGUUCCCGGAGUCGAUUGUGAGGAGGCAGACGAGUACGGCCCGGCCCGGUCCCGACCUAACGCUGCAGAACGUGGACGCCGCGCACCAUCGCCCGUGGCGGCGAUUUUUUGAGACACACGGCGCGAUGUCUGAUCAAGAGCGCAUCCAGGAAUGCCUGCGGAAAGAAAUAAGGUCCCUCCUCAUUUCCGCCAAAGAUGGCUUGACCCCGCAGCAGUUGGAAAAGGAGUACCUUCUGAUGGUUGGGAGCCAUUUACCGCUCCGGAUCCUUGGGUAUCGGUCCACCAUGGAGUUGGUGCUGGACAUGCCUGAUGUUGUCAGUAUCUGCCCCGGUGGGGAUGGAACUGUCAUACUGAAAGCCAUUCCAGAUGAAUCCACCAAAGGAAUAGCAAGUUUAGUUGCAAAACAGAGGAGCAGUCAUAAGGUUCGGAGCUCCAUGCAGAAGGGAAGGACCGGUGUUUGCUUGGGGCCAAGCUUUCAUCGGCAAGUACCUUACCGAGGAAGGGUGCCCCCUAUUCUUCCAGCUGUCGUGAAGAGUGAGUUGAAGGACCUCCUGGCGUUAUCUCCUGUUCUCCUUUCUGAUUUUGACAAGGCAUUUGCCAAGCGAUUCGGACGCUCAUUCCAGUACAUGCAGUAUGGGUUCCUGUCUAUGUUUGAAGUGCUGAAUGCCGCUUCGGAUGUCAUUUCUGUAGAGCAGACCAGAGCAGGCUCCUUGCUGAUGCUAAAGAAGAGCACGUCAGAGGAAAAGCCGAGAGGGUGGCCAGUGGAAGGUAAAAUUUUCACCCAGCCUUUCAGGAUGAAACAAGAAGGGUCAACCCCCCCAGGCUUCCCAGGAGCAAAGGCACGCUUUUCCCGACCCAGUGUAAACAUGGAACCAGCGAAGCAAGUGCUGAACGUGAGGAAGACUCCUGAGGCCAGUGGCGCGGAGAUGUCGAGGCUGAAUGACACAGAAAAACUAAACCAGUUGGAGAACACCUUCAAAUCAGUUAUUGCACAGAUUGGACCUGGUGGCACUAUCAAUCCAGAACUAAAACAUAAGAUAAAAUUUGUUGUGUCCAAGUUUCCAGAGGGAUUGCUUAUUUCUAAACUGCUUAGAGAGUUUGAGGUAGUUUUUAAAGAGCAACUUUCACCAAAAAAACUGGGCUUCCUAAAUGUGAUAGAGCUCGUUGGGGCUCUUAGUGACAUUCUCUACGUGGAGUUCAGGGAAGCAGAGCAGGACUUACUGCUGUUCGAUGCCGAUCUGAGGCCUCUGCCACGGGAUGGAGCGGUUUCUUCAGUGAGAAAUACAUGUUUAGUUCAGUCAGAUAAGAAAAUAGAAGCCAAAGCCUGUGUCUCUAGUCCCCCUAGAAAUGCAUCAUCGUCUGCUGCUGCUCAGAGGGAGAACACGUGGGCCUGGUCCUUUAAACAUCACAAAGAGCCGGAACAGAAGAGUUACAAGAAGCCUAACCUGGUGGUGAAGCCUUUACAGCUGCAACUAGAAAUGGACAAAUCACAGCUCAACAUGGCAGCGGCCAGUCACGACAUCCCACCAGAUUCUGUGCGGGACAGGAAGUUGUGCAGACUGCCACCGUUAGAUACCAGCACCCUGGUGGGAGUCUUCGUGGAGUACGUCAUCUCUCCCAGUCAGUUCUACAUCCGCAUCUACAGCAGGGACUCGUCGGAGUUACUUGAGGACAUGAUGAUUGAAAUGCGGCGCUGCUACUCUAACCAGCUGGUGUCCGACCGCUACGUCAUGCCAGAGCACUUCAUCCGCCCCGGGCACCUCUGUUGUGUGAGGAUCUCUGAGGACAAGUGGUGGUAUCGGGUCGUUAUCCAUCGCGUCCUCGGGAAGCAGGAAGUGGAAGUGUUCUACCCCGACUUCGGCAACAUUGGAACUGUCCAGAAGUCCUCCCUGAGGUUCCUCAAGUGCUGCUACACAAAGCUUCCAGCUCAGGCUAUCCCUUGCUCUUUGGCUUGGGUGAGACCAACAGAGGGAUAUUGGACGUCCACCGCUGUUCUGCAGUUCCAGAAGUUGUGUGGUUUGAAGCCGUUGGUGGGGGUCGUGGACGAAUACAUCGAUGGGAUCCUGAACAUCUUCCUGUGCGACACGUCCUCAAACGAAGACGUCUAUUUCCACCAUGUCCUGAGAGCAGAGGGCCAUGCUAUUGUGUGCCGAGAAAACGUCCCUUCUAAGGGUUUCAGCGAACUCAACCCUUUGGCUUUGUACACGAAGUCCAGCGGGGGGCCGGAGGAUGCAGUCUUGACAGAACGGGUCUGCCCUUCCCAGCACCACUACUUUAAGGAAGUCCAGGAGAUAAGUCCGCAGUCAAAAGAGAGCGAUUUAUACACUCUGGAUAUUAAUGAUGAAAAGGCUGUCAUUGACCUUAAGUAUGAGUCAGAGAAGCCAUUAAAGGACUCGGAAUUCAGCUCUUUGAAAGCCCAAGAUAAGAGCUGGAAGGAAGGUGCCAAGCGCUCCGUCCCAGAGCUAAAGGGUCUGAAGGGAGAGACUGAGGACGAGAUCCCCACCGGAAUGCCGUGCUUGGAGUCGGUGACCAUAGGCGAUGAUGUCUGGGAUGAGAACUGGCUGCCCGUGCACGCUAAAAUGGGACCAGGAGGUGACGCUGCCCCCCACUUACUUACCUCCAGCCGCGGUGGAGAGAAGCCAUACCGGUCACGUGAAGAAACGCCAGAGAAGGAUUGGUGUUUUUCUACACAAGAUGUAUGGGAUGAUUCAUGUCAGCCUUUAGGCCUUGAGAAUGGAACGCAAGUCAAAGUCCAAGAGCCGGAAGGACGGGGUGCUCAGGAAAAAAGUGCCGGGGCGCCCAGGGUUCCAAAGCAGUCACACUUGGAAGGUUCUUCCGAUCCCUCCGCGUUGCCCGAGCUGGAGGAGUUCUACGUGUCUCUCGUCCAGUCCCAGCAGCCGGCCGCCGCCGGGAGCCAGGGCGAGCCUCCCGGGGCCCAGAGGCAGCCGGGGCCGGUUCCGCGCUCCGCAGCGGCCCUGGAUGCAGCUCCCCCCGCGGUCGGUCCCCCAGAAAGGCGCUCCGGUUCAGUGGAAAGCUCCCCCGAGAGCCUGAAGAACGAAGACCUCUCUAGCAGCCACGCCCUCACGGUGUUCACGGAUAAGAGCCGUGGAGCCAUGGACCAGCUCUCUCUGAUUUUGUCUCCCGAGCACCAGAUUCCUCAGAGGUUCUACAUCCCUCGCAGCACGGCCACGGCCGCCUUAGGGGCGGCUGCCCGCCUGGCCACGUCCAGGAGCUUCCUGCACUGGUACCCCAGCGUGAAGGGGAUGGAGGCCUGAGGGCGGGAAGCGGGGGCCUUCUCUCGCUGUGUGGCUGUGUGUCACCUUUGUUGUGCAAGUGCUGGGUUUUCUUGUUCAUCUAAACUUUUUAUUGACAGUGAUUCUUAUUCUGUAUAGUUUUGUUCACCUUUAAUGUAGUUAACAGAGCUCUUUUUGUUUUUUAUGUUGCUAUACAUGUUUGUCUUGUGCCUAUCAUGACUGAUAAAUGAGAACUUAAAAAACCUAUGUUUUGUGAUCCAUACUGAGUAAGAUAAAAAUGACCUCAUAUCCCUAUUUCCAGAAAAAGGAUGUCUGAAUUUUUAAAGCUGCGUUUUCUAUUUGAGAUCUUGUAUCUCAGAGAAAGAAUUCAGGGCUUGAAUUCUCACCAUGAUUAUUUCUUGGAAGUUCUGGGAUCAGCCAGGAAAUCUACACCUGAAGUUUUGGGCAUAUACAUACUUUUACAGUAAAAAUAAUAAAGCUGUCUCUCAGUAUCAGGCAAUUCCCGGGAGAAUUUUUAUUACUAAACAAAAUAGAGACGGGUUGUUGAAACCCAGCUGCGCCGUCUCUGCGGUCCUCACCGGUCCCGGGAGCCUUCGCGCAGCCGCAGUUCGGCCGCACGUGUAAGCGUUUCUGUAACGUCCUGUUCUCUGCAGUCCAGUUGGGUGACAUCUUAUGUGACAUUCUGUUCAGCUCAUGGUGCAAACCAUGUAGAGAAAAGAAAAACCUGCAAGGUGAAAUUAAACAAUGUAAGUGAUAUUAAUUUAUCUGUGGUAAAGUCCCAGACUUGCCCCCCAAAUUUAAAAACCUAACACAGAAGCGCUUCUUAGGCACAGAGGCGGAGAAGGAAGUGCAAAUUGCUGGCCGCCGCGUGUAACCAGGGCCUGGCCUUUCCUGCCGCUCUGCUGCGGCCGCCCGCUUCCGAGCUGAACGGGGGGCUGCCCCGAGCUCGUUCUCUCCUUCUACAGCGGGGAGUCUCGCUUCUUCCCUUCUCAACUACGUAACCAGCACAAUGUCCAUGAGGAAGGGAGCGAGAUGAGAGUGGCCAUCAGAGUGCAUUUAAAUUUCAAAUCUUACUGGUGAGACAUCUGUCUUAGAAGUAAUCAUGAAACAAAGUUAAACCCGGAGUCUAAAUACUGAUAGUUUUUGGUUUAAAACCCUUAGAGAAAACAUGUAAUGCAAUAAAAUUUAAAAAUCUAGAUUGACUUCUAAUUCCAAUUAUCUCUAAGAAUGAUGAUCUACCAACUGACCAAAAAAAAAAUGUAUCUAGAAACAUCACUGAUCGUUGACCCAAAAGAAAGGACAGGUUCUCAUUUGGAGUUUUUGGUGAUUUUAUAUCAGGUAUUUUUACUGGAGAGGACAUUGGAUGAGUUCCAUGGAGGGUCAAUAAACGGUCAAUUCUGACAGUUAAAUAGUGCAUGCGACACAGUGGACGAAGCUGGUAGAAGCAGUUUUAUAUAUUUAGCAGGUCAAGUUGUGAUCCGCCCGGUAAUAGCGCUCAGCUGCCCAUGGGCACUCUGCCGGUGUCCGGUCCCCUGACAGCGACGGAGUUCCCACCUUGCCAGUGAGAGGGCUUAUGGGAUCCCUGUGUGAGGCUCUGUCGUAGAGUCCUAGCCAUUUGCAAAAGGCCCGAUAGAGGAGACUCACUCAGGGAGUCAGACAGAGCCACCUCACGCUGAAUAUCUGUUAACACACUACUUAGUGAUUGAUAGUUAACCCCCCGUUUGAGUUAGCAGAGUAAGAACGGGCCUUUGGGAGAUGUGUGUGCAGUUGACCACCUGGCUGCGACUAGGAGAGCCGGCCUGCCCAUCUGUUUGCUCACCUUCCCCCCAAAGGCGGGCUUUGUGUGGUAGUUACAGCAUCAAACGAAUUCAGUAGGUUAUUUGAAAACGAGUGAUUAGAUCUUUGUAUAUGGGCUGGAACAGCAAAAAGAAAUGUUCAAAAGAUAGGUAGAUGCUGUGUGGUUUAGAGUUAAAUUACACUUUAUUCUUAGAAGAUGGGCCGACAUCUGCUGAACCUAGAACGCCCCCCUUCCUACACUUCCGGUGCUGAGACCCUGCUAGGAGUAACCGAGGUCCCCGGGAAGUGGUGGCUGGGAGCCGGAGCCUGAGGUGCGGCACAGGGAAGGGGGCUGAGAACACACAGGCAGUUCCUGGUUGUAAGCUCUCUUUUUUUUUUCAUUGUUUUAUUGUUGUUCAAGUACAGUUACUUGCAUUUACCCCCCCACC